Molecule: messenger RNA, 4201 nt
Organism: Sardina pilchardus (European sardine)
Lineage: Eukaryota; Metazoa; Chordata; Actinopteri; Clupeiformes; Clupeidae
Gene: exoc3l2a
Product: exocyst complex component 3-like 2a
Exons: 15
Coding region: 1068-3728 (886 amino acids)
Biological process (GO): exocyst localization; exocytosis
Cellular component (GO): exocyst
Molecular function (GO): SNARE binding
Source: RefSeq, a predicted model, not a curated record
UUCUAAAACCGAAGACAGGAAUCUCAUCAAACUAAUUGCACCUAAACAAAUCAACACAAAAAUAAGAUGCUGAAUGAUGAUGGACUGGUGAUAACUUAGACGUUGCGACAAGGCUAUUUGUGUAUUGGAGUACAGGCCAUUUGAGCAUUUGUCAUUUUCACAAGAAUGGGAACCCUGCAGUUUCCAAGAGUUUUGAUUUGUUGCAUGGACCAAGACUGCAGCUUACUGCCACAGUGGGCGAGUAACUAGUGUGUUUAUAUUGUUUGACCAUACAUUUAAAAAUGGAAGACAGAUCCAAAACUGGCUGCCUAAAACACACACACCAGUCAAGUCAAGUCAAGUCAAGUUUAUUUAUAUAGCGCAUUUCAUACACAGAGGUCAUUCAAUGUGCUUUACAUAAACAAAAACCAAACAGUAAUGUAGCAAGUUCAGCACAUUGCUUAUCACAGGUUCAGAAAAAGUGGUGUUGUGAUUCCAUAUGUCCUCUAGAGGGUAGAAAAGUACCUUAACCGCAGUGAAGUCUCAGACUGAAAGCCAUCCUUUUGACUAUAUAAUAACAGAACUAACAGCACUUAUUUUGAGAACAUAGAUGAAAACACAGAGAAAUGAAAGCUGAUGAAAAAUACUGUCAUCUUUGUUUUGCAAAACAAACAUGUUUCUUUUUCUUUGGUGCAGUGAUUGAAUAAAACCAUUAAUUAUAAAUUAGUUUUUCAACUUUAAAAUGUGAAUCAUACUAGACCUUGGGAAUUAUACUUGUGACUAAGACUAUGUUUGCCCAUCCCAUAAAAAAGACAAUGAUAAUCUAUUCUUCUGUAUCAUGUGUCAUGUCCGCAUGCGCGCAGUGUCUGCACUUAUGUUUAUAGUGGGAGGUUUAGUCUGUUUCCUCAGGAAAUAGCAUCAUCUGUGGUAGGAUACACAAGCCCUGGCAGACCGUCUGGGUAUCUCAGACCAAGGAGGAACAUGAACUAUCCAUACUUAAAUAUCGGCAGCAGAUAGCAUUGCCUUGAGAAACUGGACUACAAAUCACAUCAAGGUUUUAGAGUUUAAGAAAAGACCUCCAAGCCAGAAUGCCCUUUCUGAAGAAGCUGCCAGGCCGGUCAAAGGGUUGCCACAACAAAGGGGAGCUAACCAUGCCAAGCUGCAAUCUAAAUCCAUUUGAGGAAGUGGACCAGCAGAGCCAAUACUUUCCAGAGGAAGCUUUGGCGUUAGAGAGGUCCCAACAACAUUGCUCCUUCGACAGCGAGGCGGAGGAGAAUGGAACCAAUCAAAGAGGGUCUAAGACCAGUCAGCCUCUAAGGGGAACGUUAGUAAAGCUAUACAGCUCCUCACCUCUGAAGACAUUGGGGAAACUGGGAAAGGAGCUGCGUAACACAGCUCGCAGCAAGUGGGGAAACAAUGCACCUUCCCAACGCAGCUCGACUCUGCCGUCGGAGAAGAGGAGGAACAGUCGGAGGAGUUCCGAAGAGAUCAUGACCUUACUGCGCUACAGUUUGGCAAGCCUACGCAAGGACUCCACCUGCAGAGAGAGCCUCUAUGGCGGAGACUAUAGUCUUGAGACAGACGAUGAUGCCCGCAGACGCCCAUCCUUCCUGCGCAUAGUUAGUCUUGGCAAGCUGCGGAGGGAGUCCAUGGUGGACCGCAUUUCCCAGGAGGCCGAGGAAGAGGAGGUGGAGGAGCCACCAGAGGUCAAACCGAAAGAACCUCUCUCCGUCUUAGAGAUUCUGCGGCUCGUCAACCAAAGGAGCCUGCUACUGGCCGAUACUCACAUUCAGGAGCUCGAGCGCGAGUGUGAGCUUGACCACCAUCCGCCCAACAUGGCGCCGUCAACCUCGCGUAGGUCCAGUGCCAUGUCCACGGGAAACCCUCCCGAGAUAGUGUCCACCUCUUGCGUCUGGGAUGCGGGCCGGCGCAAGGCUAAGGAUGUGGAGCUGCUGUACGAGGCCCUGCUGCAGGAGAUGUGGGACGUGGUGCGCGAGUCGCUCCGGCAGCCCUGCGCUGGCCCGCAGCUGGGCCUGGUGGUGCUGGUCAUCCAGCAGGAGGAGGCGGCCGACUCCGCCUGGGUCCAGCGGGAAAAGAGCCGAUCUCUUCCCAACAGCAACGAGAGCAUCCACGAAGGGCUGGUGAUGUACCCCACCCCCAGCGACGGCCCCCAACCCUCCUGCCGGCCCCGCACUCUCAUGAAACGCUGGGAGGAGGCUGUGGGAGAGGCCGCCGACUGGUCGCUGCCGCAGCCUGGGGGCAUCUCGGCCGGCCAGCUGGCCUCGUUCCUGGAGCGUCUGAGUGGACGCGUGCUGGAAGACCUGGACGCGGCGUGUCGGAACGUGGUGGCCAUUUACCCGGAGGACUUCAGGGCUUUUCAGGUGUACGUGCACAGCUACCACAGGGCCGUGGCUCAGCGCCUCAAGACGAUCACGAGCGGGCCGCUCCAGAUAACGGACACGUACGCACUGCUGGACUGGAUCUACAACAUCUACAGCAGGGAUGUUCUGGGACCAGUUGGCAAUAUGGCAACCCUUGACUGUACCCAGCUGGAGCCACUGUUACCACCAAAGUGUAUUGACAGACUGGAACAAGACUGCAUCCAUACCGUUAAGGACAAUGUAAGCAUAGAGCUCUCACAAGUACUAGAAGAUGAGGAGAGGAGAUGGGCCCAAUCCAUGCACAUUGAAGAGUACCAGUCCAAUCUUGCACGCUCUGUCAUACAGCGAUUGAAAAUAGACAUCGACAGAUCAACAGCUAUUAAUGAACAGCUGGGAGCUCGAGUUGCUCGCUGCACACUCACUGGCCUAGCAGACUUCCUGCAGAGUUUCAAAAGAAAGGUUGAGCUGUUCCACGAGACACAGGCUGAUUUCGGCGAUAGAGGGGACGGUUAUAUCUCCAAGACGAUCGCUCUUGUCAAUUGCAUACCUCCCUUCAGGAACUUUGUGGAGCGUUGCCGGCAGUGUGAUUCCCUGGGGAGUACAGACUCUUUGGAGCAUGCUCACUCUUCUCUUGAGACCAUUGUCAACCAGUCAACCAAAGUUCUUACCGACAAACUGUUCGAAAACAUCAGGCCAUUCUUUGACAAGUUGGUAAAGCGAAAAUGGCUGAAUAACACUGAGGCAUAUGAAAACAUUGAGAUUACCAUCAAACAACACUUUAAGAAGUUCCGUAGAAUGGACUGUCCUCCAUAUCAAGUCCUAGUGAAUGAGGUACAUAGGCGGGUCUUGGUUGAGUAUGUCCGUGCAAUCAUGAGAGGCCGCAUCAUCUGCACAUCACUCAAGAUGAGGAAGAGGGUGGCCUACAGACUUCAGGAUGAGGCCAAGCAAAUAAAAGCACUUUUCAAAGACCUGGAAUCUGAUUGCUCAUGGUUUGACAGCGUCAUUGCACAUUUGGCGGACAUUAUUCUUCUUGAGGACAUCCCGUCAAUACAAAUGGAAGUUGGAGUACUGGUGAAGGAGUUUCCAGACAUACGGAGGAGGCACAUCUCGACCGUACUCAACAUGAGGGGGAUGAUGCAGCAGACACAGCGGCAGGUGAUCCUGGGAAUAGUUUGCGACCUGGAGAACAGUGAGAGCCCGGUGCAUGUGCCUCGGGACCAUGCCCUUUUCUCUGAGAUCCCGGUGACCAGUGAGGUCUCCUGUCUUGGAUUGGUGGUGAUUCGCAUGGCACUGACUGUAUCUUCAUGGGUCUCAACGAUGUGGCCUCACCAUAGACACAGAUAUCGUCAUCGACGUGGCCACACAUAAGUACCUCUUAAGAUGCCUAUUAUGGUGCCGUUUUUUUUUUUUUUUUGUGGGAGUUCUAUUGAGGAGAUAAUAUGGUAAUCCCAGUAUUCCAUAAGAUGAAGGAUGCAAUGUGUUUGUAAAACAAGCCAAAAAUUGUAUAAAAGCUGUAGACUAAGGGCUAAGUUAAAAAUGAAGAUGAAAUAUAAUGUCUUUAUAGUUCUACUAAGUGACUACAAUAGUCAAAAGUGACUACAUAGUCUUCCUGCCUUAAACCUAUAUUUGCACACAUGCAAUACUGUAUAUUUAUGGUAUAUUACUUUGGAUUAGUAAACUAUUUCUUUUUUUCAAAUGAUGGGUAUUAUCUGUUUUACAAGAAUGAUGAACUGCUGGAGCAAAUUAAAAUUAAGGUUAUAAGUUCAGUUAAUGACAAUUCCAUCAGUUUUGUAAUUUAUGUUUUAAUUUGUAAGUGAAAAUAAAAAAUAAUGUUUUGGAAA